AAGGAGGUUAGCCACAUGUUUUAGGAGGGGAAAUAAUAUAGAAAUUCAUGCAGGGUGUGUGAUUGACAUCUCUGGAGGGAGAGCGAAAGGGAGAUGGAGAAGGGAGGGUAGUGUGGGGACACCACACAAUCUCUCUUUUCAAUCACUUUUCUAUAUGCUCUGAGGGGAAAGUGUUCUCACUCUCUUAAGUCUAUAUGAGCAUCUGUGGCACAGGCACUGGCUGGGUUCAGAGAGAGAGAGAGCGAGAGAGGGGACAUGCUCACAGCACAGGGAAGGAGGGAAGAGAAGAGAGACAGUCACAGAAGUGAAGAGACGUGACAGAGAGGAGAGACGCGUACUGCCUCUCAGGAAAAGCAAGGCACAGUACAAGGGAGCAGUGUACUGAGAUGGAUCCCAUCCUGGAGGAGGUCCUGAGUGGGGCCAACACUACUGGAGGCCCCUCCCUGAACCACAGCAACAACCCCCUGGACGUGUUCUCUGGCAUGCAGCUGCUGCUGCGCUUCAAGCCCCUCUUCCUGCCCCUCUACUGCCUUCUGGUGGCCGUGGCCGGCAUAGGCAACUCCAUCCUGCUGGCCUGUAUCCUGGCCGACAAGAAGCUCCACAAUGCCACCAACUUCUUCAUCGGUAACCUGGCGGCCGGCGACCUGCUGAUGUGUCUGACCUGUGUCCCUCUGACGGCCUCGUACGCCUUCGACAGCCGCGGCUGGGCCUUCGGACGCCCUCUCUGCCACCUGGUGCCGCUGUUGCAGGCCGCCACCGUCUUCGCCUCGGUGCUGUCCCUCACGGCCAUCGCCGUGGACCGCUACGUGGUGGUGGCCCACCCAGUGAGGAGGAGGAUCUCUGUCGGGGGCUGUGGCGCGGUGGCUCUGGGGGUGUGGGGGUUGUCUCUGGCCCUGGCUGCCCCUCCCUCCCUCCACACGCGCUACCUGGACUUGAGGCCCCGUGGGGUGGAGCUGGUGGUGUGUGAGGAGUUCUGGCCGAGCUCUGGCCAGCUCAGGCUGCUCUACUCCUGCUGUAUCCUGGUAGCCUCCUACAUGAUCCCUCUGCUGUCAGUCAGCGUGUCCUACUGUGCCAUCACAGUGCACCUGAGACGCCACACGCUGCCCGGAGAGCCCUCACACUGCCAGCAGCGCUGGAGUCAGAGGAGGAGGAAAACCUUCUCUCUCCUGGUGGCCUCUGUGCUUGCCUUUGCCCUCUGCUGGCUGCCCCUGCAGGUGCUGAACCUGCUGCUGGACCUGGACCCAGACUACCACAUUGUGGACAAGCGCUAUGUCAACGUGCUGCAGGUGUGCUGCCACCUGGUGGCCAUGAGCUCAGCCUGCUACAACCCCUUCAUCUACGCCUCUCUGCACAGUAAGGUCUGGCUGCACCUCAAGGGCUACCUGUGCCCUUACUGCCGCCAGGAGCCCCCAGGGGGCCAGCUCCUCUCCCGCUCCACCUCCCGGAACCCGGCCACCUGCCUCAGCCUGCUCUCUGAGGUCUCCGCCCCCGCCAAGGAGACCCCGGGAGUCGUCGGUCCUGACUCCGACCCCACCAAUGACAGCACCCUCUGAAAACAUCAGGAACCACGGUAUGGUUUAUAGGUAGGGGUCAAAGGUCAUAUACCACAGCAGCAGCCAUUACAUAUAUCUCAUAUACGCGUUAGAGAUGACAACGGGUGUCCAGCCAGACACCCGCUGUAGGAGCAGGGGGAGAAUGAGGAGAGACAGUGUGACAGGGGUUUUAGACUGCUCUGGAGACUGUCACCCCUCUGGAUAGUUCGUUCUGUUUGCCUUGGGUGUCACUACAUAAGCCCUGCUGCCAAAGACGAUGAGCAGGUCUCCCAGCUAGUGCGAGGCAGAGAGUGUAAACACUGUCACGACCAUGGGCUGGGAUGCAGGUCUGGCAGCGGCAGCGGGGGAGAUGACCCUUCUGUGAACUCCUCACUCUCCAAAUGGAUUACAAACUCAACGGAGGAGGACGGCAGGGCAAAAACAGUCUGCAAAGACAGCUCGCUCUUUUCGGUUGUUCCCUCAUUCUACUAUGCUUUUGAAAUCUUUCAUACUUUCUCUCCCUCUUUUUAAUCUCUCUUUUCCGAUUUAUUUCAAUGUAUGUCGCUAUAGUUUUAUAUUGAUUCCUCUCUCUUUUUCUCUGCCCCCCCUUUCACUAUCUGCCCCCCCCCCCCCUUCUCUUUCUUUUCGCCUGGGCGAUAUGGGACUGAUUCCCCAGCCCAGUGCUAGUUUCUGUAGGUGUGUUGGAGUAUCUUUGAAUAGGUGUUGAUCCCUGCAGUUGUCCUCUGCAGUCUCAAACCCAAUCAGCUCCCUGGAACGCAAUUAACCCAAAGUGAAGUGCUAUCUGUUCAGUUACCAACAGUGACAAUAUGGCUGCCAUAUUAACUGACAGGACAGGAACAGCACCCAGUCUGCCAAAUGUACCUCACAAUUGGAUUAGUUCCUUAUCUGUUGCUGGUUAGCGCAGCUAGAACACAAGGGACUUUUUUUAGUCUUUGUUUUGCCACUUUCUGAACCCAGAGAUACUGGCUUUGAGCCUAAUCAAAUGGAUUCAUUCCCAGAGGCCCUCUCAGGUGGUGUCUGUGACUUGGGUGUUAUGCUCUGUGAAAAAGGUUAGAAUGUUUUCAAAGUGAAUUUCUCCUCCAAAAAAAUGAUGUUGCACAACGUUCUGAUUUCCCAGUGUGUCGUGAUACACUGGGUUUCCGAGGAGGUGUGUGUUUCUAACGGGGUUGGGCAGCGGUGUCCAUGCCUGUCUUAGGGUGGUGGUUGAGACCCUAGUUUCAUUCUGACAGUUCAUUGGAGGUGUUAGGAUGGCUUAGUUAGCCGGGGUUAUUGUAGCUACCGUUCACAAGGCCCCCUGAGCACGCUGUCACUGACUCACUCUAGCAAACCACCCAUAGCGUCAUUCCAACAAGAACACUGGGCCGGAACGACUUUAAUUGUGAUAGUUAUGGAUGUUUGUGUUCAACCCGAUUUAAUCCAAACUGAAUGCUGCUGUUACGUGUGAGCAAAAUGUGUUUUUUCCUCAAUCUGCUAAAUAUAAUAGAAAAGUCUCAGGGGUUUUGAAUGAAACUCCUUUAAACAAACGGUUCAUGUAGGUUGUGAGUCACACAUACACACAUUUGAAACAAUUCCUCCUGCCAAUGCGCAUGCCCGCAGUUUCACACAUCCCAGUCGCACGCACACGGUUUCUGUUCCUUCUCUGAAGAGGCACCUGUUCUACCCUACCUCUUUGUUGGCAUCAGCUUGGUUUCCUGUAUGCUGUUCAGGGGCCCCAUGCCCAUAGGGGGGCACAGGGGCACGUACCCCAUUAGACUUUUCCUGUUGCUUUAUUUUUCCGAUGUUGCAUGAAUUACUGAACUUUAAUUUUUUAAGCCCACAUUUUAAUCAUAAUCAUUUAUAAUAAUAAAAUCUGAUCUGACAGCUGUAUUUUGCAGUGGGGGGCACAAUGACUGGACCAGGCAAAGUGUACCCCCUUAUUCUGUGGAGAUGAAUAAAAAAAAAUGAAUUAGGCAAGUCAGUUAAGAACAAAUUCUUGUUUACAGUGACGGCCUACCCCCGGCCAAACCCUGGACGACGCUGGGCCAAUUGUGUGCUCCCCUAUGGGACUCCCAAUCACGGCCGGUUGGGAUACAGCCUGGAAUUUAACCAGAGUGUCUGUAGUGACGCCUCAAGCACUGAGAGGCAGUGCCUUAGACUGCUGCACCACUCGGGAGCCCCUGGCAAAUGGUUCCUUCCCAGGUGCAUCACAUAGUAUAGAUAGGCAGGACGCUAGAUACUGUACUCUAGUGCAGCGGUAUUCAAUUCUUACCCUAUGAGGUCCGGAGCCUACUGUUUUUUUGUUCGACCUGAUAAGUAACCCACCUGGUGUCUCAGGUCUAAAUCAGUCCCCGAUUAGAGGGGAACAAUGAAAACAAGAAGUAGAGCUGGCUUCGAGGUCCAGAUUUGAGGGCUACAGUGUGUGCAGACAGUGUCGUCAGUGGAGGAGGAGAGAGAGUGUCGUGACACACACAGCAGUUGAUUUGGUUGUAAUGGCCAGUGAUGGUUAGGACUCGCGGGGGGGUAUGCUUGUAAAUGAAUUCGAUCAAGCCAUGUAGCCUAUUGUUCCUUCUUGAUGAAUAAAUAAAGCAAAAAUGUUUUGUUGUUUCUCUGUAAUACUAGCCACCUAGCAAUUGUAUGAAGUUGGUUUUAGCUAGCCAGCUAGAUAUGUUCCCAAUCUCCAAACCUCUACCCAGCUAUUUCAGGCUAUCAAUCAAGUUGGAGUAGCUUUUCUAACUGUCUUAGCUCACAUCCAUUUCUAUAUUUUACCCAGAUUUUAGCAGAGAUGCAGAAAAUAAUAUUUAGUUUCUUAAAAAAAACAACUAAAAAAACAUGCUUAGAUAUGCAGAAUAAUACGUUGUUUAAAUGUAAUCUGUCACCUUAUGAUAACAUGUUAUUUGUGUAUUAAUUAUGAUGCCCUGAUAUAUGCCUGUAUUGAUCAUGUGUGUUAUCAUUCCAUGUACUGUGUUUGGUCAUUUGGAUGUAAUAUCCUAGGCGGCAUGUUAGUGCAGUAUAUUGAGAUGUGUGAUUUACAACAGUCAGAUUGACACCCUCAUUAAAAUUACAAAUGAACAAAUGAAGAGGUAUGCUUAGAUAACCUACGCAGAGAAAUAUACAUUUUUUUUUUUACAUAAAAUUAGGCAUAAUGAUUAUGGAUUCAUUGUAGGAAAAAGCUGUGUCAAGUGUUUGAAACAUGCUAAAUCCCCCCCCCCCCCCCCUCCCGCCCCAUCCUCCGAGAAUAAUUGGUGCAUGACGCACGCCCCUGAUCCUGUUCGUUUGCAAAUUAA
Oncorhynchus mykiss (rainbow trout) is the source of this 4816-nucleotide messenger RNA. RefSeq names its product prolactin-releasing peptide receptor-like. Gene Ontology annotation, cellular component: neuron projection; plasma membrane. NCBI's taxonomy places the organism in Eukaryota, Metazoa, Chordata, Actinopteri, Salmoniformes, Salmonidae. Gene Ontology annotation, biological process: G protein-coupled receptor signaling pathway. Gene Ontology annotation, molecular function: neuropeptide Y receptor activity; neuropeptide binding. The record is from RefSeq and is a predicted model, not a curated record.